AUGAAUCAGCAUCAGAGGGUCACGGCGCACUUCUACAAGCAUCAGGUGUGGUACUUGCAGUUAUUGGGCAUCUGGGCCCUGCCCAGCUCGGCCACAGAGCAGCAGCGUCGCUGGCAUCUGCUACGAUUUUGUGUGAUCUUUGUCAUACUCAGCGGCAUGUUGCUGCUGUUCGCCAUGGAGCUGGUUAGCAGCAUUUCCAAUCUGCGGGCAAUACUCAGAGUGUUCUUCAUGUUUGCCACGGAAAUGUCCUGCAUGACCAAAUUGAUGCACCUGAAGCUGAAAGGUCGCAAGCUGGCCGGCCUGGUCAGCAUGAUGGAAUCCUCGCGUUUUGCAACCAAAAGUGAACAGGAGCAAAAACUCAUGGAGGCGGGCAGGGUGUCGGUGGUUAACUUGCGGAAUCUGUACGGCGUGUCGUCCAUAGUGACUGCCACCUUGAUUCUCGUUGUUCCCUGCUUUGCGGGUUACACGGAGCUGCCGCUGUCCAUGUACGAGCUGUGCAGCAUUGAGGGUCGCGCCUGCUACUGGGUGUUGUUCCUCACUCAUGCCAUCUCGCUGCUGCCCACGUGCUGCCUGAACAUAGCCUUCGACUCGGUGGCGUUCAGUCUGCUCACGUAUCUGCGUGUCCAGGUGCAGAUGCUCGUGCUGCGACUGCAGAAGUUGGGACCGGCUGACGGUCCGCUGGAUAAUCAGCGCAUUAACAGGGAGCUGCGCGAGUGCAGCGCCUACUACAACAACAUUGUGCGGCUCAAGGACCUCGUGGAGAUGUUCAUCAGAGUGCCUGGCUCCGUGCAGCUGAUGUGCUCGAUUCUGGUGUUGGUGUCCAACCUGUACGACAUGUCCACCAUCUCGAUUGCCAAUGGCGAGGCCAUCUACAUGACCAAGACGUGCAUCUAUCAGCUGGUCAUGCUCUUGCAGAUCUUCAUCAUCUGCUACCCCUCCAACGAGGUCACAAUCCACAGCUCACGCCUUAGCCACAGCGUCUACAUGUCCCAAUGGACCACCUGGGACAAGAGAAAUCGUCAAAUUAUUCUGCUGAUGAUGCAGCGGCUGGACUCACCGCUUUGCUUGCGCACACUUAAUCCCACAUUCACUUUCAGUCUGGAGGCGUUUGGUUCUAUUGUGAACUGUUCCUACAGCUAUUUCGCACUGCUGAAGAGAGUUAACAGUUAGAUUUGGAUUGUUUAAAUUGAUAUAAUUAGAAAUGCU
Molecule: messenger RNA, 1206 nt
Organism: Drosophila subobscura
Lineage: Eukaryota; Metazoa; Arthropoda; Insecta; Diptera; Drosophilidae
Product: odorant receptor 46a-like
Biological process (GO): sensory perception of smell; detection of chemical stimulus involved in sensory perception of smell
Cellular component (GO): plasma membrane
Molecular function (GO): odorant binding; olfactory receptor activity
Source: RefSeq, a predicted model, not a curated record